UGUUCAAUUUUAUUUUCUUUCCUGAUUCUUGUAUUAGAUGACGAGUACUUGCCGUAGAUUUGAUAUUGUGAGACUAUAACGUUGAUUGUUUCUCGAUGAGUACUUGCUGCAUGAUUUUUCGAGUGCAUGUUCAAGUUUACAUGUGAAAGAAAGGAUUUCGCUUGAUAGGUGUUUGCGAUAAUGCUUGUCCCAUGUGAUCAGGGCCCUCCAAGCCUGGGAAUGGCUGGUGCACAUCCCUGUCUUUGGCUGAAGAAACUCAUGGGCCACCAUGACCAGAAUUCUUGCCGCCUUGCGACACAAUUUUCUAAACUUUUUGCCUCUGCAAACCAGACCAGUAAUUAAUAUAAUGCAAUAUUGGACACACAAUACCAGUAGGAUCUGAGGGCAUGAUGAUUCCGUUAAAGCACGCGUUGUUCCUGGUCUUCCAAAUUGACCAAACUACAGCAGCUACUCCACAAGCUACAAACCCUCUACUACUAACAGGGAGCUUACUAAUCCAGACAGGGAUACCAUAAAAAACACCAGGCAUCUCUUGCAAAUUAAACAUACAUUUGAUCACAUGCCAAACAUAUCUAGCAACAGGGCACAAGAAGAACAAGUGAUCUAUCCCUUCUCUAGUAUUACAAAACACACAAUUUGCACUUCCUUUCCAUCCCCGGUGCAAUAAGAUAUCUUUGGUCAGUAUACUUUUUUCAGUAACUAGCUACAAGAAGACUUUAAUCUUAAGGACAGUAUAACUAAGAUUGCCCUCAUGUUUACAUCAUGGCCGAUCUUGCCCAAAAUAUGUUUAGUAUCUUGCUCUGAUCCGUACUACUAGUCAUUAAUGACAGUACAAGAAAGAUGGCCAAUGAAGAAUUGCUGAGGGAUAAGCUUGAUAGUUACUGGCAGGCCUUAUAAAAAAUUGACCUACUAAUUAGUGAACCUUUUAAGAAUAUAUGUACUUUAUAAUAAGACAUUUUCGUUUACGCGAUGUUAACUAUUAUCCAGAAAAUUUGAUUUUGUAACACUAUACUUGGAUAGUUUGCAGUAUCAUUAUUUGUAUGUAUGCUCUCACUUGUGCCUAGUCACAUCUCCAAAAUCUGAUAUCUCUAUCAAAAUAGGGCUUGUCCAGUAGACCAGUACCCCCAAGCCGCUGUGGCAGCAGCAGCGGUGAGGUGAGGAAGGCGGUUAUAAGCAUGGAGCCCAAAGAGAAGCCCGAAACGACCAGCGCUGCCAGCCCACCUCCACCGCGGCUGGACUGCAUAAAGUGCUUCGAUGCGCUAUGGUUCUGCUAUACCCCUCUCCACCAGCUGCAGACCUACUACCGCCACGGGGAUUUUGACACCUGCUUCGGCAAGUGGGGUGAUCUCGUUGACUGUCUCUCGCUCAAGACGAAGCGGAGGGCGGAGGUAGAGGAGAUCCUCAUCGCGCGGGAGAAGGCCAAGCCGCACAUCUGGACCUUCCGGACUGCCGAAGAGGCGCAGGCGAACUGGUGGCAGAUGUACAAGCACAAGGUGGUGAUGUCGUCGCCACCCAAGACUGCAGGUUCUGCUGUGCCUCCUCCUGGAUCAUCUGGUGUUCUUUCCUGAGAAUUGAAGGUCAGGGGAGCCUACAGAAGCGUCGGUUGUGCUUUUGUGCGCUGUGCUUAGACCGCUGGUCUUUGUUGAAACUUGAAUGUACCCUGGCAGGGUAAAUAAUUGGAACCUUGGAUGGAAAGAUACCUUAAUCCUGUUCUGUAGAUCAUGGCAGGCAACUGAACCAAAAUGUUCUGGUGGUUCUUUUGCUAUUUUUUGCACCAGCUAUGAUGUUAGCCUUUUUGCUUACUUCCUUGCCAGGCAUAAAUGUUUUGGCUUGUGCUGUAGUGUGUUCUCAUUAAUUUCUGAAUGAAGACUAAUUAAUUUUUGUUCAAA
Molecule: messenger RNA, 1889 nt
Organism: Triticum dicoccoides
Lineage: Eukaryota; Viridiplantae; Streptophyta; Magnoliopsida; Poales; Poaceae
Exons: 2
Coding region: 1176-1568 (130 amino acids)
Source: RefSeq, a predicted model, not a curated record